This is a messenger RNA of Ornithorhynchus anatinus (platypus), 1113 nucleotides long. It is a transcript of the gene STX10, whose product is annotated as syntaxin 10. The record is from RefSeq and is a predicted model, not a curated record. Lineage: Eukaryota; Metazoa; Chordata; Mammalia; Monotremata; Ornithorhynchidae. The transcript is spliced from 8 exons. Bases 200 to 910 code for a protein of 236 amino acids.
AAGCCCUUAACUCGGGGUUGGGGGAGAAUAUUCAGCUUGUCACCAGAAGUAGUCCUCUGCUCCCUUUCCAUUUGUCUUUUUCUGAAACUUUUAUAGGAGUGUGCUCCUGGGAAAGACGCGGUUUAAGAUUUCAGAAUAUCAACGAAAGAGUACAAAGCAGAGGAUAGAAGCCAGCUACCUCGGGCUGCUUUAAAGAAAGAUGGCGAUUACAAACAGAGGGAGGAGAAGGGUGAACAAAAGAGGACGAUUAAUAUCAGUGUCCGGGAUGUCAGCUGCCCCAAGGUUGGAAGGCAGUGGGACUUCCCUCCUGAAAACCCUAAACAUAUGCUGUGGAUUUCUAUACCCAUGUUGGUGUAAAAUACUAAAGAACAAAGCUUUCCACUGGACUGCCAAUGAGCUACUUGCUACUUGCGAAGUAGUAAAUAUGACCUGCAGGACUGGGAGAAGACUGUUGCUAUCCUCCAAGGAGAAAAGGGAAAUAGAAAAUCACUCAGCUUGCCAUUCAGCCCUGGUCUUUAACAAGCAGAAGAAUCAAAAGAUGCUGGAGGGAAGAAAUGUCGUCCCAACUUUCAAUGAUAUCCACCAAAUCCAGCUGGAUGAACAGCUGUCUCUGAUCACGUGCUUCUAUGUUGAAGAUCAACAGGCCAUCAAGAAGGAAAUGGAGUUGCUAACAUUGAGAAACUCAUGUGACAUGGAGCAUCUAUCCAGCUAUGUUGGGAAAGAACUGGACAAACAGAGCAAAGCCCUGGAUAACGUUUUCCAAGUGAUGCAUCACACCCAGCCUUAUCCACAAGAGGUCAUCAGGAAAAUAUUCAAGAUGUGCCACCUAACCAGGGGCCAAUGCCAGCUCUGUGCCAUCUUUGCAUUGCUUACCAUCGUCUUGGGACUCAUCUUCUUCUUGUCCUUCUAAUUGCCCUUCCCCACAAUUCCCUCCGAUUUCCCAUCCCACCUCUUGCCAGGCAAGGCCUUCGGGGGAGGGCUGUUUCUAGGGGAAUGGACAUCAAUUUACGCCGUCUCGCCUGUUCCCCAAUUACACUUUAUAAAGGUGAAUGGAAAGAAGAGAGCAAUAAACUACCUGCCCGUCAAUAAUACAGUUCACCUAACCAAACCUGA